AUGUUCCGUCCACUCUCGCUCUGGCAGAACAUCCCCUGCCCGGCCCUUGAAGCCCGUGGCAGCUGCACCGUGACCCACUGCCUCUUCUCACACGCCCGCCCACCCGCUCCCCCACCACCGCCGACACCCGCAGCCGCAUCACCGACAGCUCCACCACAACCCCCCCACUCUGCAGUCCCAGAAUACAAUGCCACCAGCACACCUCCACCCCCACCACCAGUGCUCUCUGGCGACCCCCGCCUCCGAAAGAUUAUCGAAUCCAACUCCAACUCCAACUCCAAUUCCAGCUCCAGCAGCGCCGACAGCGACGACAGACGCGAAUGCAAGCGACGCCGGGCCCUCGACGACACCACCCCACAACCGGGCUCUGACGCUGCCACCGCUGUAGAUAGCAGUCAGGCGCCAGCGGUGAAGCGCACAAAGACAAAGGUCGAGGCUGCGGGUUCUGCAGCUGUGGUGGGGGCGCCGAAGUCGAUACUCAAGAAGAGCCCGCCAGUUGCGUCGGCGGCGGCGGCGCUGAAGACUACGAACGGGGUGAAGGGCGCGACGGUGUCGUCAUCGUCGGUGGGGAAGUCGACGCCGACGCCGAUGGCUACGAAGGCAGCAGCGCCGGCAAAGACGGUGGCUCAGGGUCUACCUGCUAAGCACGGGACAGAGGCGGCGGUGGCAGCGAAGCCGUUAUCACUGAACCCGCGACUCGUGCCCUCGUCGCCGGCGACGCAUGCGGCGCGGUUACAUCUUUUGACACUGCUGCAUAAUGAGUAUGUGCGGCUGCAUGACGGGAAGGGAGAUGCGCAGGCGCUGCUCAAGCUUGCGCUGGACGAGGAGGAGAAAGUUGCGAGGGAGAUGCGAAGCAUAUACCCGCAGGCCAUGAAGAAGCGGAUAGUGAGGCUCAAGAACAGCUCCGUGGCAGAGUUCACGAAGCAGCAGGAGGAGAAGCAAAAACAGGCUGCACGCGAAGAGGAGGAGAAGAGGAGGGUCAAGACGGUGCAGGGGAAGAUUGUGGAUAAUGGGAUGAAUAAUAAUAAGCCGCCAUUGGAUACGGGCUUGACGCCGGCGGAGGAGCUGGAGGCGUUGGGUGCGCUUUUGCAGGCCCCGUUGAACCUGGCAAAGUACAAAUACAUCCUUGAGCCCCCGACGGCCGAGGAGGUCGAGGCUGCGGUCAGGGGGACCGAGGCCGCGGGGGGAUGGGAGGCCUGUGACCGCUGCAGUAGCAGGUUCCAGGUCUUUGACGGCAGGAGGGAAAGCGAUGGGCAAUUGGCCUCGGGGGGGAAGUGCACAUAUCACUGGGGCAGGGCCGCUUGGCCAUCACGGUCCAGUGGUAAUCGCGCGCCCAAAGACAACGAAAAAAUCUUCACCUGCUGCCGGCAGCGCGUCGGGCAGUCGGCGGGCUGCACCACCUGCGAGAACCAUGUCUACAAGAUCAGCGAAGCCAAGCGGCUGGCCUCCCUCUGGCAGUUCAUCAAGACCCCCGCCCCACCAGGCUCCCAGAGUCCCCAAAGUUCACCAAAGGGUAUAUCAAAGAAGCCGAUAGAGAAAGCCCUCUGCCUCGACUGCGAGAUGUGCUACACCACCCACGGCAUGGAACUCGUCCGCCUGACCGCCACCGCCUUCCCCUCGGGACACGUCGUCAUUGACGCCCUCGUGCGCCCCACCGGCGGCAUCCUCGACCUCAACUCCCGCUACUCUGGCGUCUUCCCGUCGCACCUCAUGGCCGCCACGCCGCACACGCGCCUGCCUUACCCGCCUCUACCCGCCUCCCACACCGCCUACAUCAACCCCACCGCACCCAUCCCCGAGCUCGAGGAGCCACUGCAGAUCCUGCCGUCGCCCGAGGCGGCGCGCGAGCUGCUGCUGAGCUACAUUGACGCGGACACGCCGCUCAUCGGUCACGCGCUCGAGAACGAUUUGGGCGUGCUACGGCUGUGCCAUGGUGCCAUUGUGGAUACGGCGGUGCUGUUCCCGCAUGCGAGGGGUUUGCCGAUGAGGAAUAAGUUGAAGUAUCUUGUGGAGAAGCAUUUGGAGAGGCGGAUACAGGUGGAGGAGGAGGAGGCGCGGGGACACGACUCGGCGGUGGAUGCGAGGUGCGCGGGUGAGCUGGUGAGGUGGAAGGUUAGGGAGGAGAAGAUUCUGGAGAAGGGGAGGAUGGGGACAGCGGUGGUGGGGAGGAAGGACGUGAAGAUGGAGGUGGAGGGGGGUAGUUAG
This is a messenger RNA of Morchella importuna, 2205 nucleotides long. RefSeq lists its product as uncharacterized. Gene Ontology annotation, molecular function: nucleic acid binding; exonuclease activity. Bases 1 to 2205 code for a protein of 734 amino acids. The record is from RefSeq and is a predicted model, not a curated record. Gene Ontology annotation, cellular component: nucleus. NCBI's taxonomy places the organism in Eukaryota, Fungi, Ascomycota, Pezizomycetes, Pezizales, Morchellaceae. The transcript has 2 exons.